AUGACUGGUGAUCUUGAGCUCUCAAGUUACUCUCUCUUUUUAAUCGUUAUUCCAUGGACAUUCUUAUUGUUCUUCAAAUCCAUCAUUUCAAUAUUCUUGAUCAAACCGGCCUCCAGAAAAUCUGCUCCAAGAUCAUACCCAUUGAUCGGUUCGUUGUUCUCUAUACGGCAAAACCGUCAUCGUUUCAUCCAAUGGACAUCCGACAUUGUCAACAACUGCCCGACUAAAACGUGGAGACUUCAUAUGCCUCUAGGUGGUGUUCGUGUUAUCACUGCCAACCCUAAUGUCGUCCGACAUAUACUCAAAACCAACUUCUAUCUCUACCCGAAAGGCAAGCCAGCAAGAGCCGUUGCGUCUGAAUUACUCGGAAAUGGCAUUUUUAAUAGUGACGGUGAUGACUGGAAGUUCCAAAGACAGCUUUCUAUUCACGAGUUCAACACAAAAUCUCUAAAGAAUUUUGUCGAACAUGUUGUAGAUACCGAGCUUAACGAUCGUCUAUUACCAAUCCUUCUUACGUCUGCCAAGAAUAACGAAACCACCGUUCUUGACUUCCAAGACAUACUCGAAAGAUUUGCAUUCGAUAAUAUAUGCAAAAUUGCAUUCGGAUAUGACCCUGCUUACUUGACACCUUUGCUACCAAAUGCCAUGUUUGCAACCGUGUUUGAAGAUGCCUUUAUGAUCAUCAUUGGCAGACUACGCUCAAAUCUCCCGUUGAUAUGGAAACUUAAACGACUCCUUAAUUUAGGCUCGGAGAAACGACUUUGUGAAGCUGUUACUAUCAUUCGAGGAUUUGCCAACAAAAUCAUCAAAGAAAAAAAACAGCAAUUAUUGGAAACGAAAUUGUGUCCCGAUCAUUCUGUUGAUUUACUUCACAGGUUUUUAAUAUCCGGACACUCUGAUGAAACAUUUGUUACCGAUAUUGUUACCAGCUUUAUACUAGCCGGAAGAGACUCCACGUCAUCAGCGCUGACGUGGUUCUUCUGGCUAGUUCACAAACAUCCUAGAAUUGAAAAAGAAAUAAUGAAAGAAAUAAAUGAGAAAAGAGAUAACUCAAUUUAUGAUGAAGUAAAAGAUAUGGUUUACACUCAUGCUUCACUAUGUGAAAGCAUGAGAUUGUAUCCUCCCGUGGCCAUAAACGGGAAACAAGCUGCAAACGACGACGUUUUGCCUGAUGGAACUUUUGUUAAAAAAGGUUGUCCGGUGUCGUAUCAUAUUUAUGCAAUGGGGCGUUCUAAGGAGAUCUGGGGGUCGGACGUCGAGGAGUUUAGGCCCGAGAGGUGGUUAGAGAGGGAUGUUAUGUCCAAACGGUGGGUGUUUAAACCAAAGGAUAGUUAUGAGUAUCCGGUUUUUCAAGCUGGGCCGCGUGUUUGUUUGGGUAAAGAGAUGGCAUUUUUGCAAAUGAAGAGGGUUGUGGCUGGGAUUUUGAGGAGGUUUAAGGUGGUUCCGGUUACUGGUGAUGGUGUUGAUGAGCCUGUUUAUGUAGCUCACUUUACUUCCAAGAUGAAAAAUGGGUUCCCUGUACGGAUUGAAGAACGUCGUCAAAAUUCUCUAUGUAUUUGA
This is a messenger RNA of Erigeron canadensis, 1560 nucleotides long. Its product is annotated as cytochrome P450 94A2-like. The record is from RefSeq and is a predicted model, not a curated record. Gene Ontology annotation, molecular function: oxidoreductase activity, acting on paired donors, with incorporation or reduction of molecular oxygen; monooxygenase activity; heme binding. The transcript has a single exon. NCBI's taxonomy places the organism in Eukaryota, Viridiplantae, Streptophyta, Magnoliopsida, Asterales, Asteraceae. Bases 1 to 1560 code for a protein of 519 amino acids.